Messenger RNA from Procambarus clarkii (red swamp crayfish), 2462 nucleotides. The record is from RefSeq and is a predicted model, not a curated record. NCBI's taxonomy places the organism in Eukaryota, Metazoa, Arthropoda, Malacostraca, Decapoda, Cambaridae.
GGCCGUCCAGAUUAGGAGAGGAAGGGCAGAGAGGCAGUCGAGUCCUACCAGGGUGAGGCAGAGAGGCACUUGACCCGGACCAGACAGGAGCACAGUUUACCUCUACUGGGGAAGAGCAGAGAAACAACUGACCUCUACCAAGGAAGAGAAGAAAGACAGCUGACCCCUACCGGACCGCACCGACCUUCCUCAAAUACUUUGGCGUAAAAAUCUGAGCCAUUUCCGCGAGUCUCUUAUAAUUCAGCCAAACGUCGCCGUGUUCACCAGGAAAUGAUGGGGACGAAAGUUUAACGACGGCAGAUAUGGCAAAAGUUUGACUUUUCCGUCAGUUGGGUGAGACGACUUUGGCACACAUGAGGGUCAAAGCCAGGAGGAAUUUUCGAAAAAAAAUCUGAAAUGGAAACUUGACAAGGACUUUGGCCAUAUCGGCGGCAGAAGCGAGAAGGCGAGGGCUGCCGCAUGCGGUGCCGAGGAGGGCACAUUAUCCCGCUAGCAGGAUGCACGCAGCUAGAGAUACUGUUGCUAGCAGGAUGCACGCAGCCAGAGAUACUGAGGCAGGUGUAAUAUACUGUUGCUAGCAGGAUGCACGCAGCCAGAGAUACUGAGGCAGGUGUGAGAUACUGUUGCUAGCAGGAUGGACGCAGCCAGAGAUACUGAGGCAGGUGUAAUAUACUGUUGCUAGCAGGAUGCACGCAGCCAGAGAUACUGAGGCAGGUGUGAGAUACUGUUGCUAGCAGGAUGGACGCAGCCAAAGAUACUGAGGCAGGUGUAAUAUACUGUUGCUAGCAGGAUGCACGCAGCCAGAGAUACUGAGGCAGGUGUGAGAUACUGUUCCUCUGCUGAAGGUGAUGUGGCUCAUCGGGUCUGACAGCGUCACACCAGCGCCUAGAGAACAGUGUGUGGCAAGACACGAUCAUCUCCACUAGUGCCUAGUUAGAUGGUUCUCUCCAGGCACCAAGCCAAGCCUGUGAGGCUCCCAACACUCACCUCCGCGAUAGCUGAACACGGACAGUGAAACUUCACUAGUCUGAAGGAAGUCGUACAGAAGAUGCGGAUAAUGGAGACCAUAACAAAUAAAUGUAAUAGUGUUUUAUAUAUAGAUUAUAAUUAAUUCAAAUGUCAACUUUAUCAUGAGAAAUCUUAGUGGAAAUUGAAGCCUUAUAUUUAUAUGCAAACACACAAAGUAGAAAUUAGGAAGCGAGUGAAGUGCAGAGUUGAGGAAGAUGAGCGGUCGAGGAUGUCGCCGACCGUACGUCCGGCAGCGACGCGAGAGUGACGAGGGCGAGGAGGAAGGGUUCUUGUACUGCCUCAUGUACUACUUCGACGAGGCGCGGCGCGAGUCGGAGGAGGGCGCGGGGCGCGGCCGACGGUCCCGCCGCUACUGUGACGACGACGAUGACGACGACCCCAAGAAAAAGGACGACGACGACGAGGAGGAGGUGCUGAACCCCUUGGUGUACCGGGAACCGGUGGCGGGGCGUCGGCCCCGGGGCGGAGGCAUGAUGCGUCGAGCCUACACUCCGGACCGCGAGGCCCUCGCGCGCUCGACGGCCGCGACUUCCCUCAGGUCGCGCUCCCACUCCCAGCCUCCAGAGCUCAGCCACAGCGAGGUGUCGAGGCGUCAGCGCAAGAAGAAGUAGACGUCGCUGGAGGUUCAGUCAUACCAAAGUACAAGUGAUUACACCUACGAGUAGAUAACAGUCAGAUGUAUACAACUACGAGUAGAUGGCAGUCAUAUGUAUACACCUACGAGUAGAUGGCAGUCAUAUGUAUACAAAUUAAGAGUAAAACUCAUAAAAGUGCAUUAGAGUAUGAGGGCCUUACAGACACCAGAGAUCAACCAUCCGUGAACGCUGUGAAGAGGCCAGAUGUAAACACUAAAGUUGGAAGAUAACAGAUAGUGUUGGUAAACCAAGUCAGAUGAUAACUUAAACUGUUGAUAACACGCAAACACUGAACAAGAUGUGUAAGUUCAACUCUCAUGAAGGAAAUGAGAUCAAAGCCUAACUUAUAGAAGUAGAAUAUGUUAAUAGGGAAAUAAGAAGCAGACGUGAUAGGCAGAUAAUAGUAGAUAGUAGAGCCAGACACACCAGUAGUGAGAGCUCUCACACCACCACGUGAGAGAGCUCUCAACACCAACAGUGAGAGAGCUCUCACAACACCACCAGUGAAAGAGCUCUCACAACACCAACAGUGAGAGAGCUCUCACAACACCAACAGUGAGAGAGCUCUCACAACACCACCAGUGAAAGAGCUCUCACUACACCAACAGUGAGAGAGCUCUCACAACACCAACAGUGAGAGAGCUCUCACAACACCAACAGUGAGAGAGCUCUCAACACCAACAGUGAGAGAGCUCUCACAACACCAACAGUGAGAGAGCUCUCACAACACCAACAGUGAGAGAGCUCUCACAACACCAACAGUGAGAGAGCUCUCACAACACCACCAGUGAGAGGGCU